AACAACGAGCCUCUGAAAGCAUCACAUCCGACCUCCGCUCGGUAUCCUAGCAACCGCAAAACACUACCGCUCUCUCAGGCUGUGACAGUUCCCGUCUUCGGGGAGGUCGGCUCGUUUGUUUGCUCGUGUGGAAGAUGGACGCUUCACCCGAGGAUCAAACCAAAGCGGUGGUUAAACCCUCAAUCUUCAGUUUAAUCUCACCGCGACGGAAGGAGCCCAAAGAAAUGUCUUACUUCAACACCAAGGCAAAGGUCACUGAAGUGCCCAUGUUUGACCGAAUGUACCACGACACUGAGGAUUUUGAUAUGAAGGAGCGAUUCCACACCCAGAAGAACUUGAGUGGGAGAGGACUUGACAUAAACGAGGAGGUCUGCCAAAGGUCACGAGAGUACAAUAAGAAAAAAGAUGAACAAACUGUUGUUGAGUCUGGCCAGGGAGGAAUCCCAGGAGAGAGCCUCUCUUAUCUGAGAGUUAAUAGUUCCACUUUAAUUUGAAACACCUGCACAACCCAAGUUGCAACCUUUUAGUAAACAGUACAGCAAAGUACUUGAGAGGCAAAAGUGAAGUUGUCUGUGUUUUACGUCUGUGAGAGACUCGAAUGGGCAGAAAAGACUCAAAGGGACCAACUGAUUCCUCCAUUUGACCUUUUAUUAAACCUCAGCUCCUCAAA
Xiphophorus couchianus (Monterrey platyfish) is the source of this 670-nucleotide messenger RNA. RefSeq names its product cilia and flagella associated protein 90 (gene cfap90). Bases 135 to 494 code for a protein of 119 amino acids. The transcript is spliced from 3 exons. Lineage: Eukaryota; Metazoa; Chordata; Actinopteri; Cyprinodontiformes; Poeciliidae. The record is from RefSeq and is a predicted model, not a curated record.